UGUACGGAUGUUGGAUGUGGCAUUCAUUGCUCGUGUUGCGGACAGAUUUGUGAUAAUACAGUGUGUGUAAAGUGAAGUGACGUUCUUAGUACGAAUCGUGUACACAUCGCCAUCAGUAACCUAGUUAUUAAUACGGAGCUAGCUGUCUGUAUAUAACAGGCAUCCGGUGGGUGACAGACACAGGGGGAGCCUAGAGCGCUCCCUUUAUACGGCUUCAAAGGCUGAGUCGAUUCGAAGAAAGGGAGAUGAGUACGGACUUGUCCCCUUUGUCUGCCGACAACAUCCCGCCGUCUCCGACGCUGGCCGCAGGCGAGGACACAGUCUGCGACUUGGGCAGCGUGAGGUUCGGAACCGACAAAGUCGUCUGCAGCUGGACCAUCUUGGACUACAACAAUUGGCCUCAAGGGGUGGACGAAGUGAAGUCACCCAAGUUCUGGCACUGCAGUUCCAGCGAGUGGUGUAUGGUGCUGUCGAAAGAGAGAGGCGCCUGGUACCUCUGCUUCCAGCUGCUGUCUUCUCAGAAAGACGCUACCGUGCGAGCGAGGCUAAAAGCGUCGCUAGUUUCGAGCAGGGGUAAAAAGUACGAGGUUUACCCGUCGGAAUUCGUCUGUCUCGAUGCCCCGAAGAAGACGGUGUGGAGGUGCGUGAGUGGUUGCUUCGAAGCGGAGAACGGCUUCAAUAACGUGCUGAAGUUCCUGGGAGAGGUGAGCACGCCGUGCGUGAUAACGGAGCCGUACCGCAGCGUUGCCCUGCAGAGGCCUCGGCGCAGCGUCACAGACGACCUGGCAGCGCUGCUGGAGUCGGGCCAGCUGUCUGACGUGAAGCUGUGGGCGGGUGACGCCGAGUUCCAAGCGCACAGGGCCGUGCUGUGCGCGCGCAGCCCCGUCUUCUCCGCCAUGCUGCGGCAUGACACCCAGGAGGCCCGCACGGGCAGCGUCCACGUCAAGGAUGUCGAGGCAGACGUCCUGAGCGAGGUCCUGCGGUUCAUCUACACCGACAGCACCCCUCUCCUGGAGAAGAUGGCUGACAGGCUGCUGGUGGCGGCUGAUAAAUACGAUUUGCCCCAACUGAAGGAACUCUGCGAGGUGGAGUUGGCCAAGAACCUCACCGUGGACAACGCUGCCGCUACCGCUGUCAUCGCCUUGAGCCACUCUUGCGACGUCCUCAAGCGGUCGGUCAUCAGCUUCGUGAAGCGCCAUCUCGUACCCAUCAUGGGCAGCGAAGGCUGGGCGACAGCUGUUAGCAAUCACGCCGAAAUCGUCGUCGAGAUGAGCCGUUUGGUAGCAGAAGAGCCUGUUGGUUAAUGGCUGUUACAGUUCAAUUCGCCAUUACAGAUCACUCUAUUUCUUGAAAAUCGUGCUGUUGAUCCUUCAGUCGUUUCCAGCGUACAACGUCUUGCCUCUAAACAGUGUUGCUAGCUCAUUUAACCAUAGAUCUAAAUUUGAUCCCAGCUAACAGGAAGCUACAUAUGCAUGUACGCAAGUAUCAGAUUGUCAUUGAAGUCAUCUAACUAUAGUAUAUGCUCUGUGCUUUUUUUUGUUACUGAUAGCUGCAAAAAGCAGGCAUUUCAAGGAGGUCUUCUUUGGGCUUUUGAGUAGCCGCCUGCAGGUAAGCGCUAGGUACAACAAAACAUCUAACGUUGUGGGAUUUAAAACAAAAGAACAUGGUCCUUGUAAGACAUCUAUAAUAUUGUACCCAUAAAAACUACUUAUUUUUAAGUAGCACAUUGUCUAUUCACAACUGUAAACUGUGCGUGAGAUUACCGAUAAGCUCGAGCAUUGUGUAGUUGAGAAAGAAGUUUCGAUCACAGUUCUUCUGAAAUAAACAUGCAGUUUUGUAGUGAGGGUUUUGCAUCGUAACUGAGUCAAGCAGUUCCUGGCCAGCUUAGUUAGAUAGUUAAAUACGACAGAUUAACGAGUUCGUUGUCACCGUCUGGGUAAACAUUAAUACUGCACCCUACCUCCUCUCCCACCGAUUUGGAGCGGCUUCAGUUUGUUUAUUGUCCCUUUAAGCUUCAGGGGCGGCGGCACUUUGGAAGUGAGUUCUCGGCGAGAAUCUUUUUUUUUUUUGCCAUUUUUAUAGAGCAAAGAUUUUUCCAGUUAUAUUGUAAUCUGCUUAUUUUUACUUUUUACUUUAUUCAUCAGCCAAUAGAUUCCCAAAAACACUAGUAGCUCUUGUAUAUUUCGUUUCUACUGACAACAAAGUGAAUUUUCCUUUGUUUACAUGGCUCUGAAAGUAGUCUGAUGUACAAUCAGUUCAUCUAUAUUUUGCAAUAGAAUACAGUGUGUUGCUAAUGUGGCAUUGCUGGUUUAACCCCAAGUUGAAAGAAAUAUAAGCACUUGUGGUCUGACUAAAUUUGAGACCAGCCACAUAGAAUUUGGCCUUAUAAGUAGUUUACUCCUUGUGCUUUUCACUAUGCGCCUGUUGGCUAGCGCUAGGUGGGACAGAAUCACUCCACGCUGUAGGAUUUAAACAAAAUGGUCCUCGCAAGACGUAUCUAAUAUUAUACGUGACCAAAUGCAGAUUCUGGCCUGCAAAUUUUGGCGAAACAACCUUCGCACACAGUCACUAACGUAUGAAAUUGGAAUA
Molecule: messenger RNA, 2589 nt
Organism: Schistocerca nitens (vagrant locust)
Lineage: Eukaryota; Metazoa; Arthropoda; Insecta; Orthoptera; Acrididae
Product: speckle-type POZ protein B-like
Exons: 2
Coding region: 246-1304 (352 amino acids)
Biological process (GO): proteasome-mediated ubiquitin-dependent protein catabolic process; regulation of proteolysis
Cellular component (GO): cytoplasm
Molecular function (GO): ubiquitin protein ligase binding
Source: RefSeq, a predicted model, not a curated record